Messenger RNA from Branchiostoma floridae (Florida lancelet), 1044 nucleotides. RefSeq lists its product as uncharacterized. Lineage: Eukaryota; Metazoa; Chordata; Leptocardii; Amphioxiformes; Branchiostomatidae. The coding region runs from base 1 to 1044 and encodes 347 amino acids. The transcript has 2 exons. The record is from RefSeq and is a predicted model, not a curated record.
AUGACUGAUUCUCGCCUGCUCGUUAAGAUUUCCAACGCAGCAAGUAGGCUGAGGCACAAAGAUAUCGUCGGAAUCAUAGCCCAGGGAAGGAGAGGGCUUGGAGCAGAGAGAGAAGGUAGUCAGACCUGGGGCAAAGCAGGCCCAAAGGAAAGGAGAGAGAUGAUCCAGAAAGAAGUUAGACAGCGGGAGGAAGAACUUCGGAGAGCUCGAGCCGUAGGACAGGGUGUCCAAGGGGCAUGGACAAAGUGGGAAGGAGUACGAGAACGAAGGAUAGCAUGGAAGGAAUUGUUCAGAGAGCCCCUAAAGACCACAUUUUUGUUAAAAUCUGUUUAUGACCUCCUACCAACAGCUGUCAACUUGAAGAGAUGGGGGAAGACAGACGAAGACAGAUGUGUGCUCUGCGGAAAGAAAGGAAAUUUAAGUCACAUCUUGUCAAGCUGCCAGGUGGCGUUGAGCAGAGGGAGAUACACAUGGCGCCACAACCAAGUGUUAAAAGUCAUUGUCAACGCGUUGGAAGAAGUGAGAGCAGAGAACAAGGGUAGACCAGGGAAAAGAUUCCAGCCCAUCAGCUUUGUAAAAGAGGGGGAGAAAGUGAAGAACAUAGAGAAGAGGCAUAGAGACCAACCAGGCAUAAUGUCAACAGCACAUGAUUGGGUCAUACAAGCAGAUAUCGGGAAACAGCUUGAAUUCCCAAAAGACAUCAUUACAACAAACCUGAGACCCGAUAUAAUUAUGUAUUCCAGGAGGACUAAACAACUGGUGUUGAUAGAACUCACCGUACCCUGGGAAGAUAGGGUAGAAGAAGCCCAAGAGAGGAAACUUCAAAAGUACCAGGAGUUAGUAACCAGCUGCAGGGAAAGGGGGUGGAAAACAAGGAACUGCCCAGUGGAAGUCGGCUGCAGGGGGUUCAUAGCUGAGUCUAUGUGGAGAACCCUCGGGUUCCUCGGAGUGGUGGGAAAGAAGAGAAGGGACUUAACGCGGAAAAUAACGGAGACAACACAAGAGGCGUCCUACUGGGUGUGGAAGCAGAGAGAAAGCAACUAG